AUGUCAAACACCAGAUACACGGCCGUCGCUCAUGACGACGAUGCUCAAUAUUCCCAAGCCCCUCCAUCGUAUGCGGCUGAGCCGUCCUCGUCCGCCGAUCAAGAAGCGCUGUUAGGGGGCCCAAGGAGCAGCGAGGACAACAUUCCCGAUGACUUCAAGUUCGGAGGCUCGGUCGCAGAGGCAACCAUCGAUAUUAGAAUGGCUUUCGUGAGGAAGGUCUACGCUAUUCUCACUGUGCAGCUUAUUGCCACUGGUAUCAUAAGUUGUUUUUCCUUCUGGAGCCCCUCAUACAAGCUAUGGAUCCGGUCCCAUCCAUGGAUGCUGUUCAUCUCGCUCUUCGGUGCCAUCGCCAUGAUGCUAUUGACCUACUGGAAGCGAAAGUCCUACCCCACGAACCUCCUCUUCCUAUCAGGUUUUACAGUACUUGAGGCAUACUCUGUAUCCGUCAUCGUAUCCUUCUACGACUCGCGAAUCGUCCUCCAAGCAGUCCUGCUCACGGCCGGCAUCUUCGUUGCGCUCACGCUCUUCGCAUGCCAGACAAAGUACGACUUUACAUCUUGGAUGCCAUAUUUGUUCGGUGCUUUGUGGGCGCUGGUUCUCUUCGGCUUCAUGGCGAUGUUCUUCCCUGGAAACAGCACGGUUGAGCUUGCGUAUUCCGGUGUUGCCGCGUUGCUCUUCUCUGCGUAUAUUUUGGUGGAUACGCAGCUUAUCAUGAGACAUUACCAUGUCGAGGAGGAGAUUGCCGCUGCGAUUAGCCUUUACCUCGAUAUCAUCAACUUGUUCCUUGCCAUUCUUCGAAUCCUCAACCAACAGAACAACUAG
Messenger RNA from Venustampulla echinocandica, 822 nucleotides. RefSeq names its product Bax Inhibitor family protein. The record is from RefSeq and is a predicted model, not a curated record. Lineage: Eukaryota; Fungi; Ascomycota; Leotiomycetes; Helotiales; Pleuroascaceae. Bases 1 to 822 code for a protein of 273 amino acids. Gene Ontology annotation, cellular component: membrane. The transcript is spliced from 4 exons.